AUGGCUACAAAUAAAGUGGUUGCUGAAGCCCAAAAGCUGGAGUCCUGUAGGACAACAGGGGAAGGAGACGCUCCUGUUCAUAUAAAGAUAUUACAGGUUCCAGUUAAGUGUGGACCCCUGAUGGCUGCACCCAAAGACCUCCCGGCUGGCCUUGGCCACCAUCCUGCCCCCUCCACAGUCACGGCCCCAGGCCCUCAGACGUCCUCUCCCUCUGUCAAGGUAGUAGCUACGAUGGCUACCCCUGGAAGGGUGAGUGUCAAUGGGCAACCACAGGCAGCCAAAGCAGCUGUGAGCCAGGUGGCCUCCAUGAACCCGAGCACAACUCCAGGAAGGACGGUGAUGAUAACUGUGCCGAGGCCAGCCAAUCCACAGCCAGUGACUGUGGCCCCUCGGCUGCAGCAGACUGCUUCCACACAGCUGCCAGCUAAUAUCCAGAUACCACCAGGUAUGAUGCUGAUUUCCAGUGACAGGGGUCAGCUGAUGCUGGUAUCCCAGCAGGCUUUGGCACAGGCUCAGCAUGGACCAAGAGUUGGCAGUGGUCAAGCGGCCAGAAUCCUGACCCCCCAGGUAUCUGCAGCAGCUGCCAGUAAAAGCAACAAGAAGGUGACAGUGAUCAGAAUGGCAGCUUCUCCCAGUUUCCAGCCAGCAUCAGUACAGAAGGCAGCUGUGGUGAAGGUGAUCGGUGUCGCUCCUAAACCAGCUGUGGUGCAGACCCUCAGUACUGUGACUGAUCAGGGGGGGCAGAGUCACUUUCAGACUGUUGUCACAGACACCAAAAAGGAGCCUCCACCCACAUUUAGUCAGGAGACUCUUGAAAGUGUGAAGAAGUGCAAAAACUUCCUGGUGACUCUGAUCAAGCUGGCAUCCAGUGACUCCAGGUCGGCCAACAUGGCGAACAACGUGAGAGGACUGGUCAGGAGUCUGCUGGAAGGGAAGUUAGAAGCAGAGGAGUUUACAGAGCAGCUCUAUAAGGAGUUGAAGUCGACACCACAACCCUGCUUGGUGCCUUUUCUCAAGAAAAGUCUUCCUUCAGUGCGCCGCCUUACUGCAGACCCCCAGUUAUUUAUCCAACAGGCUUCAACUUCUACUCGCAAUCCCUACAUGAAGCAAUCCAACACUGACACAGGACAAACCCUCAAGGCCAGCCAGCAGGUGAUACAGCAGCCCAGAGGAGUGACUGUGAGACCUGAGCUGACCAUGUUAGCCCAGUCCAGAACCUACAUGUCCAAGAGUAGCAGACCUACACCCAAACACACACUGGUUCAGACAGGGAGACACUUCACAGGAACUUUUCCUUUUGCUCAAGAUUCAUCACGUUCCACCAAAUUUGCAUUCAAGGACAGUUCAGGAUCUUACAGGGAAGAUGAUGACAUUAAUGAUGUGGCCUCCAUGGCUGGAGUCAACCUGAGAGAGGAGAACGCACAGAUCCUGACCACCAUGGUUGGCUCUGUGGUGCAGUCAUGUCAGGAUCAGCCCUUCCUCUCUCCUAACCCGGUGCUCAGUCGAAUCCUCCACACAGGACAGGCACUGGGAGUGACUGAUGUUGGUCCAGAGGUGGUGACUCUGGUGUCUCAUGCUACUCAGGAGUAUCUGCGCGGGAUGCUGGAGAAGCUCACUGUGAUGGCAGAACACCGAAAGGCAGCCCUGAAGGAGGACCUGCGGCAUACCAAAGUGAGUGAUGUGCGCUCUCAGCUUCGUUUCCUGGAGGAAGUGGAGAGUUUAAAGAAGAGGAGGAAGGAUAAAGAGGAGAAGGAGAGGCUGUUGCGUUUGGCCAAGAGUCGCUCACACACUGAAGAUCCACAGCAUCAGCAGCUCAAGCAACGGGCCAAAGAGCUGCAACAGAUAGAAGAUGCUCAGCUGCAGCAGCAAGAGGCCAACCUCACCGCGCUGGCUGCCAUCGGGCCUCGCAAGAAGAGACCUCUGGAUCAGAUGGACAGCCAGGUGUCUCUGCUGCCCAGGCAGGGUGUUCACAGAGUGACUCGCAUCAUGCUGAGGGAUCUGAUGGUGUAUAUGGAGCAGGAUCACUUUCUCCGCCACUCUCUCACUCUGUACAAAGCAAUGCUCUGA
Molecule: messenger RNA, 2067 nt
Organism: Scomber scombrus (Atlantic mackerel)
Lineage: Eukaryota; Metazoa; Chordata; Actinopteri; Scombriformes; Scombridae
Gene: taf4b
Product: TAF4B RNA polymerase II, TATA box binding protein (TBP)-associated factor
Exons: 15
Coding region: 1-2067 (688 amino acids)
Biological process (GO): transcription initiation at RNA polymerase II promoter; DNA-templated transcription
Cellular component (GO): transcription factor TFIID complex
Molecular function (GO): protein heterodimerization activity; DNA binding; RNA polymerase II general transcription initiation factor activity
Source: RefSeq, a predicted model, not a curated record